Salvia splendens (bonfire salvia) is the source of this 1933-nucleotide messenger RNA. RefSeq lists its product as uncharacterized. Bases 996 to 1760 code for a protein of 254 amino acids. The transcript has a single exon. Lineage: Eukaryota; Viridiplantae; Streptophyta; Magnoliopsida; Lamiales; Lamiaceae. The record is from RefSeq and is a predicted model, not a curated record.
UACGUGCACAGACCUCUUCAAUCAAAUCGGCUUGGAGUUGGGUAUAUACUGUGCUCCUGCGCAUAUCAGUGAAACGUUGAAGCAGAUAUUCAUUACUACGUGGUACACCCAUCUGUAUCGGCGCGAAGGCUUCCCGCUGCACCUUUUGAAUAAGAAAAUCUCACGCGUCAUUCCACAAAUCAUCUAUUUUUAAUAGCAAUGAAAUCUACAAAUUUUAGAGAGACAAAAUAGGAAUAAAGAGUUGGAAUGAUGUGAAAAUAAUGAGGGGAAUGAGGUGUAUUUAUAGGCAAUUAAAAUAAAAUAAAAAAAUGAAAAAAAGAAUUGUCCACCGCCGCGGCGCAAUCGCCGCAUAAUAGACCGUCGUGCUUGUCGCCGCGCCGCUCCCCACCCCGCCGCGUCCUCGCCGAAUACUCGGCGAUGGCCUUUCCGCUGCCUCUCACCCGGCUAAGUCGGGGCGGACGUUUCCUACACAAUAGGCAGGUGCGGCUGCGGCGAUUUCGGAGUGGCCGGCGCGCUGCCCCUAUUGUGGAUACCCUUAUACCUACACAUAACUCAUAACACACACAGAUAUUCAUCCUUCUCUCUCUUGCCCAAAACCUUAAUCCCUCUUUUGGUGUUAAAGAACUUUCUUCUCUCACAACCACGAUGACUUCAUAUUGCUUUUCUAAGUUCAUCAUAUGUAGAAUUGUUUAAAAGCUAGUCAGAUUUUUUCCAUUUCUCUUUUCCGCUGUAGCGUGUCGCUCAGGCAAUUCAUCAUACACCUUCUCCACAAUUGCAACCUUUAUAAGGAUGAAGUGAAGAUGCAAUUUCUGGGGGUAGAAUUGUAAUUUCCUUAUUUACUCUUUCUCUCCUUUUCCAGCCGUCGUCUUAUUAUAGCCAUAGUAGCAAUAGGUAUAUUUUUCUAGAUUUUUUUAGGGGGAAAAGUUUGGAAAGUUUUCUCAAUUUCCGGUGGCAGAAAAUCCCCAUGACUCGAGAGUGAGAUUUUCAUACCAAAAAUGGGAUCUUUCAGCGGAUUAGGGAUCGGUUUGAGCUUUGUGUUUGGCUGCAUUUUAAUGGGCCUUGUAGCAGAGCUUUACUACCUCCUUUGGUGGAAGAAGAAACUCACCACCACCACCACCACCGCCACCACCAAAGAAAUGCAAGAAUUCAGCCUCCUCUUCUGCUGGAGAAAGCCCAAAUCAUUCGGCAACAGCAACAGCAGCAGCCAAGAACUCACAAAUCCAGCAAAUAACCACCAAGAAACCCAAGAUUUGGAAAUUGGGGGAAACAAAGAGCUUGCCCUCAAAUGCGAGGAAGGAAUUGAAGCAGAAUUGAUGAGGGUGCACAAUCUCUGCGGCCCACCGAGAUUCCUCUUCACAAUCAAAGAGGAAAGCAAAGAAGAUUUAGAAUUAUCAGAAGAUGGGCGAUCAAGAAAGGGGUCGAGAACAAGAAGCUUGAGCGAUCUCUUUGUUGAUGCCGCCCCUUUGGAAUGCUACAGCCACCACGGGAUCAUCAACCCGCUGUUCGAGUCGCUGCCGGAGGCGGAGCUCCGGCGCCUGCGGUCUUCGCCGCCGCCAAAGUUCAAAUUUUUAAGGGACGCGGAGGAUAAGCUGCUGCGGAGGCUGGCGCAGGAGGAGGCGGAGAGGAGAAUCAUCGACCAGAAUCUUCAGCAAGAUUCCAUUUUGGAAGAUGGGUCCUUUCUCAAAUUUCUUAAUGUGAGAGACAAGAUUCACAAUCAGGCAAAGCAGGUAUUGCCAUUGCCUUCUUCUCCAACAAAUUAGUGUAAAAAUUUGGAAUGUUUUGAGUUGGUUGAAAUUCAUUAGUAGUUUGCUACUGUGUGUUUGAUGAUACUACACCACACUACACAGUUUUUAAUUGUUUUUAUUUUGUGGAUGUUUUUUUUUCUUGAAUUAGUGGCAUUCUACUGAUAUAGAGCAGAAAUUCUUCUGAAAAA